AUGCCAACCCCAAACGCCUCCAGUUCUUCAGCCAAAGGCUUCCGGCGGGCAGUAUCAGAGCUGGACUCUAAACAAGCCGAGGCCAUCAUGUCUCCACAAUUCAUAGGUAGACGCCAGAGUCUUAUUGAAGAUGCCAGAAAGGAGAGAGAAGCUGCUGCAGCUGCUGCAUCAGAAGCUGCUGAACUGACUGAGACCAUUGUCUUUGAUGAGAAGGAUGGGAUAGCCGUGUUGAAUCUUCUGUUCACACUUAAAGGAGGGAAGACUUCACUGCCAUCUCGUGCACUUAAAAUCUUUGAGACCUUUGAAGCCAAAAUUCAUCAUUUGGAAACAAGGCACUGUAAGAAAGUACAAGAAGGUUCUCCUGACCUGGAAUACUUUGUGCGAUGCGAACUCCAUUGCUCUGCGCUGAGCACAUUCAUCAGUUCCCUUAAAAGGGUGUCAGAAGAUGUAAGGAGCACAAAAGAAGACAAGUUUCAUUGGUUUCCAAGAAAAAUUUCGGAGUUAGAUCUAUGUCACCAUUUAGUUACCAAAUUUGACCCUGAUUUGGAUCUGGAUCACCCAGGAUUCUCUGAUGAAGUAUAUCGUGAGCGAAGGAAAAUGAUUGCAGAAAUUGCUUUUCACUAUAAGCAUGGAGACCCAAUUCCUCGAGUUGAAUACACAGAAGAGGAGAUUACUACUUGGAGGGAAGUGUAUAGUACUCUGAAGAGUCUUUAUCCCACUCAUGCUUGCAAAGAACACCUGGAUGCCUUUCAUUUACUGGAGAGGUACAGUGGUUAUAGUGAAAACAACAUCCCUCAGCUGGAGGAUGUCUCUUGCUUCCUGAAAGAGAGAACUGGGUUCCAACUCCGACCAGUAGCUGGCCUUCUCUCAGCUCGGGAUUUCUUAGCCAGUUUAGCCUUCAGGGUGUUUCAAUGCACACAGUACAUCCGGCAUGCUUCUUCUCCCAUGCACUCUCCAGAGCCGGACUGCUGCCAUGAACUUCUGGGACACGUACCAAUGUUGGCUGAUAAGACAUUUGCACAGUUCUCUCAGGACAUUGGACUUGCAUCUUUGGGUGCGACUGACGAGGAGAUUGAAAAACUUUCAACACUUUAUUGGUUCACAGUGGAGUUUGGGCUCUGCAAGCAAAAUGGGAUCAUUAAAGCCUAUGGAGCUGGCCUCCUAUCUUCCUAUGGAGAGCUCAUACACUCUUUGUCCGAUGAACCGGAACUAAGGGACUUUGACCCCGAUGUUACGGCCAUGCAACCCUAUCAAGAUCAGACCUAUCAGCCUGUUUAUUUUGUAUCGGAGAGUUUCAAUGAUGCCAAAGCUAAACUCAGGGUCUACGCAGCACAUAUCAAGCGACCUUUUUCUGUGAAAUAUGAUCCUUACACCUAUAGUAUUGAGCUCUUGGACCACCCACAGAAGAUCUGCCACUCCCUGGCAAAUGUGCGCGAUGAGCUCCACUCAUUAAUUGAUGCGCUCAAUAUUAUCAGCUAA
This is a messenger RNA of Thamnophis elegans (Western terrestrial garter snake), 1479 nucleotides long. RefSeq names its product tyrosine hydroxylase (gene TH). The transcript has 13 exons. Gene Ontology annotation, molecular function: iron ion binding; tyrosine 3-monooxygenase activity. Gene Ontology annotation, biological process: dopamine biosynthetic process from tyrosine. Gene Ontology annotation, cellular component: perikaryon; cytoplasm; axon. The coding region runs from base 1 to 1479 and encodes 492 amino acids. Lineage: Eukaryota; Metazoa; Chordata; Lepidosauria; Squamata; Natricidae. The record is from RefSeq and is a predicted model, not a curated record.